Messenger RNA from Peniophora sp. CBMAI 1063, 882 nucleotides. Lineage: Eukaryota; Fungi; Basidiomycota; Agaricomycetes; Russulales; Peniophoraceae. The record is from the annotation of a GenBank genome assembly.
AUGCCGAAGGACUCAUCAGAAGAAUUGCUAGAUCGCCUAGCGUCUAGGAUGUUCAACGCUAUGCUCGAUGAUAUCUUGAUGGACGUCGCGUUACAGUCGCAGCAGGAGGUGGCGCGAAGUAAAGCAGUCUGUGAUGUUUGUCAUACAAAGUGUCGACAACAGCAUAUCCCCGGGACCCCCGACGCUUCGGGAGCGCUUAGCGCCUCCAGCUCCAUGUCAUUUAACGCUCGAUCUGUAGCUGCGGGUGAGGCAGUCAAGUCGCGGGACACCAGCGCAGUCUACUUGCCAUGUAGAAAGUGCGAUCGUGAGAUUGCUUCAAAUCGCUAUGCCUCUCACUUUAGCUCUUGCACGGGUGCCGGGACAUCGCGCAAAGCCACCCAGAAGCCUAUGGCUAGGUCGAACUCGGAUGCGGGUUCUCCUUACCCUUCUGAGAACGGUGACGCUGCGGAAGAGUACAAACCAACAUCUGUCAAUCCACCUAAACCGAAGCCAAAGGGUCGCCCUCCCAAGAACAAGGGUGGCGACGAUGCCGCCAAAAAGAGACAAGGUAGCCCUCAAACGUCCUCGCCGAAGAAUAAAAAGCAGAAGACGUCCGCCUUACCAUUAUCACGCGUCACUUCUACAGAUAGCACCAUGACGGCCGGUGCCUCUCAACCAAAAGCGCCGUCGCGGCUCCGCGAGACAUCCAUAUUUGGAGACGACUCUCGUUCUCCUUCUCCUGCACUCGCCACGACUCCUACCAAGCCGAAGCCACAUGAAACCUCGCCGCCUCUACCUACGCUACCCGCACCCCUUGUGCGUCGUAUCGAGACCGACUACCUUCUCGGAAAUGACGACGGUGAUGAGACGGGUUCUUCGACGGACACUGAUGGUAGCGGUUGA